Molecule: messenger RNA, 1696 nt
Organism: Glycine soja
Lineage: Eukaryota; Viridiplantae; Streptophyta; Magnoliopsida; Fabales; Fabaceae
Product: cytochrome P450 93A3-like
Exons: 3
Coding region: 53-1582 (509 amino acids)
Cellular component (GO): membrane
Molecular function (GO): oxidoreductase activity, acting on paired donors, with incorporation or reduction of molecular oxygen, NAD(P)H as one donor, and incorporation of one atom of oxygen; heme binding; iron ion binding
Source: RefSeq, a predicted model, not a curated record
UAAGUCAGGAGCAUGCACAUUAUUUUGCAAUAAUAUUCCAAAAGUCGUAGAUAUGGCUGAAACUGACAUCCAAGACUAUCUCCAACUCUUCUUCCUCUGGUUACUCUCCAUCAUCGCCGUUAGAGCCAUACUCACCAAACUCCGCCACAAGCCUCGCCGUCCACCGGGCCCACGGUCCCUCCCCAUCAUCGGCCACCUCCAUCUCAUCUCCGCCCUGCCUCACCAGUCUUUCCACGCGCUCUCCACGCGCUACGGCCCCGCCGUGCAAGUCUUCCUCGGCUCCGUCCCCGCCGUGGUCGUUUCGUGCCCGGAACUCGCGAAGGAGUUCCUGAAAACGCACGAGCCCAGCUUCUCGAACCGGUUCGUGAGUGCAGCGGUUCACCACCUGUCCUAUGGGUCCAAGGGGUUCCUCUUCGCGCCCUACGGAAGCUACUGGAGGUUCUUGAAGAAGAUUUGCAUGUCGGAGCUUCUCGGUGGCCGCACCCUCGACCAGUUCCGGCACUUGAGGGAGCAAGAAACUUUGAGGUUUCUGCGCGUGUUGAGGGCGAAAGGGGAGGCGCAUGAGGCCGUGGAUGUUAGUGGGGAGUUGAUGACUUUGACCAACAGUGUAAUAUCGAGGAUGGUUUUGAGUCGAACAUGUUGCGAGAGCGAUGGUGACGUGGAGCACGUGAGGAAGAUGGUGGCGGACACUGCUGAGCUGGCGGGGAAGUUCAACUUGGCGGAUUUUGUGUGGUUGUGUAAGGGGUUGGAUUUGCAUGGGAUAAAGAAGAGGCUUGUGGGUAUUUUGGAGAGGUUUGAUGGCAUGAUGGAGAGGGUGAUAAGGGAGCAUGAGGAGGAGAGGGAGAGAAGGAAGGAAAGAGGGGAAGGGGAGGAGAUUAGGGAUUUGCUUGAUAUUUUGUUGGAAAUUCAUCAAGAUGAGAGCAGGGAGAUCAAGUUAUCUAGAGAGAAUGUCAAGGCUUUCAUCUUGGACAUAUAUAUGGCAGGAACCGACACAUCAGCUAUAACCAUGGAGUGGGCACUAGCAGAGUUAAUCAACAACCAUCAUGUGAUGGAGAAAGCAAGACAAGAGAUAGAUUCAGUGACAGGGAACAAAAGGCUAAUACAAGAAUCAGAUCUUCCCAACCUUCCAUACCUACAAGCCAUAGUCAAAGAAACACUAAGGAUUCACCCUACAGCGCCACUGCUAGGGAGAGAAUCAUCAGAAAGCUGCAAUGUAUGUGGCUAUGACAUUCCAGCAAAGUCCUUAGUGUUUGUUAAUCUGUGGUCUAUGGGAAGGGACCCCAAAAUUUGGGAGGACCCUCUUGAGUUCAAGCCAGAGAGGUUUAUGAACAAUAAUGAAGACAAACAAAUUGAUGUGAGGGGACAGAAUUUCCAGCUAUUGCCAUUUGGGACUGGGAGAAGGUUGUGCCCUGGUGCAUCACUUGCACUUCAGACUGUGCCUACUAACGUUGCUGCUAUGAUUCAAUGCUUUGAAUUUAGGGUUGAUGGGACUGUUAGCAUGGAAGAAAAACCAGCCAUGACACUUCCUAGGGCACAUCCUUUGAUUUGUGUCCCUGUGCCACGCAUGAACCUUCCCUUCUAGUGUAUAUUUUGAGAAAAUUAAUGGUAGAAUGCAUUUAGUGUAUAAUAAUAUGUUCUCUAUCUCAUCACCAAUAGUCCAAUAAAGCAGCUUUCACUUUUUCUUUAGAAAAAGAAA